Vitis riparia (riverbank grape) is the source of this 1262-nucleotide messenger RNA. RefSeq lists its product as uncharacterized. The transcript has 6 exons. Gene Ontology annotation, biological process: respiratory electron transport chain. NCBI's taxonomy places the organism in Eukaryota, Viridiplantae, Streptophyta, Magnoliopsida, Vitales, Vitaceae. Gene Ontology annotation, cellular component: membrane. The record is from RefSeq and is a predicted model, not a curated record. Bases 146 to 928 code for a protein of 260 amino acids.
CAGCUUCCGAUUAGGAGAGGCGGCGUGUCUCUUUCCUCGCCUUUCCCACUCGUUCUACCUCUAUCUCCAGACACCCAUACGCCCAUACCCACCGCUCCACCAUUUUGUUGUCGAGUUUGUUCCUCUGCUUCUUGGUUAUUGGCUAAUGGCAAUGGUGAGUGCUUCUGCUACUCUUCCUCCAAAAACCUAUCCUCUUCCGCCAUUUUUUUCUUCAUUUCCCAACUCCUCCAGUUUCUUCAAAAUUCCCACUCACUCAUUGGCGGCUACAAGUACAACAUUGACAAGGCCUCUCUUCACUCCCUCUUUUGUGCUCAAGGACGAUCAUUGUGAAGUUAUUGCGCCAUUCGACCAAGAUGAAGUUGAAGAAGAAGAAGAAGAUAUGAGAGAGGGCAGAGAGACUCUCUUGUACUCUUUCACUCCUUUGCCUUUACUCUUGGUGGCUGCUCUUCCUGGAGCUGGGGCUGUGAGGUCGCUGUUUGGACCUUUUGUUGAGCUUGUGAAGUCAUGGAAUCUGCCGGACUGGCUUGUGCAUUGGGGUCACCCUGGCAAUAUGGCUGUUGUGCUCUUUGCCAUGGGUGGUUAUGGAACAUACCUGGGUUUCCGAAUACGUUUUUCUGAGGAUGUGGAGGAGAAGGCCAAGGCCAAAGACUUGCAUCCAAAGCUUUUAGCUGGAAUGUUUUUUUUCUUUGCACUUGGAGCAACCGGUGGAGUAACAUCUCUGCUCACUUCUGAUAGACCCAUCUUUGAAAGUCCUCAUGCUGUUACAGGUUUCAUUGGGCUCGCUCUCUUGACUAUACAAACCAUUUUACCAUCUUUGUUUGAGGGAAAUCCUGGACUGCGAAACGUUCAUGGGAUAUUGGGCAGUGGGAUCAUGACACUGUUUCUCUUCCAUGCAGCCCUUGGGCUUCAACUCGGUCUUAGUUACUGAUGGAUACUUCUACCUACAGCUGGAGUUUUCGUGGAGUUCGUUUUUCUACCUAUAUUUACAUUCUUUGUGGCACUGGAAGUUGCACCCAAUCAGCUAAAAGAUUGCAGCAGAACUUGAAGAGCUUGAUCGAUAGUAUUUUCUAAAAUUGUGUAUGGCUCUAUUUAUAGGAAUCAGACCAUAGCUGGAAAUUUUGUUUCAAACCUAGGGUAAAGGUAUGCUCCAAAUGACAGUGCCAAUGUUUGAAAUGUAAACCAAUGUGCAUCAACUAAAAGAAGUGCUCUGUUUUCCGAUAAUGUGUGGCUGAUGAUAAGAGAAUUGGUAGAGAGUUAGCGCA